This is a messenger RNA of Vanrija pseudolonga, 1143 nucleotides long. It is a transcript of the gene tesB, whose product is annotated as Acyl-CoA thioesterase 2. Gene Ontology annotation, cellular component: peroxisomal matrix. Gene Ontology annotation, molecular function: fatty acyl-CoA hydrolase activity. NCBI's taxonomy places the organism in Eukaryota, Fungi, Basidiomycota, Tremellomycetes, Trichosporonales, Trichosporonaceae. The record is from RefSeq and is a predicted model, not a curated record. Gene Ontology annotation, biological process: fatty acid catabolic process; acyl-CoA metabolic process. Bases 14 to 1054 code for a protein of 346 amino acids. The transcript has 4 exons.
CCCCUCCCUCGCCAUGGCACAGCAGACAGACAACACGAUGCACCACGCGCUCAUGAUCAAGCCCGUCCCCCGGCUGCUCGGGCUCGAGGCCUUCCAGGCGCAGAACCUCUGGACGCCGCCGUCCAACCGCGGCGUGUACGGCGGCCAGGUCAUCGGGCAGGCGCUCAUGGCGGCCGUCAGCACGGUCGAGGGCAAGGACCUGCACUCGCAGCACUGCUACUUUCUUCUUCCGUGCGACUCCCGCCUACCGGUGACCUACUGCGUCGAGCGGCUGCGCGAGGGCAAGAGCUACUCUACGAGACUCGUGCACGCGAUCCAGAACUCGGAGACAAUCUUCACCCUCAUGGCGAGCUUCACGCUCCCGCCGGUACCCAUCGCCCCGGAGAUCGCGGCCAAGGUCACCGGCGCGACGCCACCAGAGGACGGCCCGGUGCCCUUCUCGACGCGGUACCAGCGGCCGAUGCCGUCCGACAUCCUGAGCUUUGAAGAGGCGUCGCGGGACGACAACAGGUGGAAGGACUACGUGACGACCAUGGCGGAUUUCGGGCUGCGCAUCAACCCCACCGACGCGGAGGCGCGCAAGGCCGUCCUCGCUGACCGGGUGAUCGUGCGCCCUCUGAUGGCUGUCGGCGCGCGCGCGCAGGCCGGCAAGAACUCGGCUCAGCGCGCAGUGUGGCUCCAGCCCCUGUUUGGCGGCAGGAAGGUCUCGCCAAACGAGGCGCGCGCCAUGAUCGGGUACAUUACCGACUCGCAGACUGUCGCGACGGCCGGCCGCACAGUCGGGCUGUCGGCCACGUCGGACCCCAAGCUGGGCAUGGUUGCAACAAUCGACCACACGAUCCACUACUACCCCUUCCCCGAAUCCUACGACGGCACGCAGCCUGUGCUGCACGUCAUCGACGCCAUCGCCGUCGACCUCACGACAGGCCGCGGCGUCCUCAACGGCCGAGUGUACACCCAGGACGGCGUGCUCAUCGCCGCUACGAGCCAGGAGGGCGUCGUGCGUGCGCGCCAGGCGGGCAAGAAGCCGCGCAGGGAGGGGCCGAAGCUGUAGACUAGGGCCUGGCUGGGUGAGGCAGCGUUGCAGCUGCUGGUUGUAGCUGCGCUUCUAGUGCGUUGUAGUAGAUCUUGCAUACAUGCUGU